AUGUCCACGGCGGCACCUAUCUCCGCUGAGGGCAGCACUGUGAAGUUCUCCGAAGAGGACAGCAAGGAUGACGACGCCCAGGACUCCACGCUGAAGAUAUCCAUUCCGAAGGUUCCAUUUGCAGAGCGCAUCGACGAAGAGUCUUCGCCUCGCGAUGUGGUCAGCCUUGCAGCAGGUUCUGAGCCUGGAGACGAGGACGCCGCCGACGCCGACGACAUCCGCAACGAUCCAAUGCGCGACCUUUUAGGCUUAAACGCCGGGAUAGAUGCCAUGGGGCUGGAGGAGCACCUCGUGGAUCAGGAGCAGCAGCUUCAAAACCUGCAGGAACAGCUGGCAGACCUGAUGCAGGGCUCUGCCCUUGGGGCCUCUACACUGACGGAGCUCCUGCAGCAGCAGCUAGAGUGCCUGGCACAAGGUGUUUUUUGCUUAGGCAAGAUCUGUCUGAGACCCCAUAGGGGGGGCCCUGCCACAAGCACUGUCUUGCGGCAAGACAACACGGGGGAAGUGCUUGGUCAUUUACGUUCAGUCAUGCAUUGGAUCACGCACCGGCAGCGGCCAUCCGAGUGGGAGCCCACAGCCCUCGCGACCAUUGCGCUACAGUCUACUCGUAUCCCGGACCACGAUGUCACCUACAGCCCUCCACGCCCCACGAGGGUGAAGGAAAGCCAGCCAAUGCCUUCGUUGCGACGUGGCAAAGCGACCCCGCGGGAGGUGAGCCCAGGUGAGCGCCGGCCGUUCGCAUCGGGUGGCCCCGGUUGGCGACAGCGUGGCCUACCUGCCAACUGCAGCUAUGACGAUGUGAAAAGGCCAAGCACCACCGGAGCCAUCAUGGUUGCUUCGAAACCAAUGGAUGGUCGGCCCCUGGUAGUUACACCUGGUGUAUGCGUGACAAGCAACGGCGCCGCACAUACUUCAGAAGCUGCAGAAGCUUACGAAAGACCAUCACGGGACCACUCUGUCGACGACGUUGUAUCACUGCCUCCUCUUCCGGAGUCCAACCACUCCAACGAUUCGGCCGUCUCGGCCAAGUCUCGUGAAAGCCGGCGUCGUCCUGGCAUGUAG
This is a messenger RNA of Symbiodinium necroappetens, 1062 nucleotides long. Lineage: Eukaryota; Dinophyceae; Suessiales; Symbiodiniaceae. The record is from the annotation of a GenBank genome assembly.